AGCCGUCUUGACUAUUGUAAUGGUUUAUUGUUUGGCUUACCAAAUGUGCAGAUCGCUAAAUUACAGCGUGUACAGAAUGCAGCAGCAAGACUUAUUCUUGGCAUUGGAAAGUUUUCUCACAUUACACCGAAGCUUUAUGAGCUUCACUGGCUGCCGGUUUCUUUGCGUAUUGACUAUAAGAUUUUACUUUUGACUUUCAAAUGUAUUUAUGGCCUAGCGCCAACUUAUCUUAGCGAUCUUAUUACAGUUGAACCCCGCUAUUUCGAAGUCCCAAGGGAAAUGGAAAAAAGUUCGAAAUAGCGGGGUUUCGAAAUAACCGGGGAAGCGUAAAAUUCGUAACAAUGAAUCAUUUUUUAAUAAAGUACAGUACAGUAUGAAGAAAGACACUGAUUAAAUAAAAAUACGUACAGUAAUUCUAGUCGGAUAAAUUAGCAGAUGCUGUUGCAUUGAAAACUCUUUGAAUGUUCUGUUGUUUUUGGUUUUUUCUAAUACUUUUGUCGAUCGUGAAUGACACUGCACGUGUUGCCUGUCUCCCUCACGCGCGCCCGUUCUCUCUUUCGCCCACUACUAGGGAGUUUAAGAUACGGCGACUUUUACGGCGACUACGGACUACGGCUACGGAUAAAUAUGCUACUGCGCAUGAUCAAAACCACGUGACUGUUCAUUUUUCCCGCGUAGUCUUGCGGCUACGGUGAGUUGUUGAGCUGUUUCGCGUAGUCGGGACUACGGAGAACAUUUUGCUCGUAUUUUGCAGUCUCGGUAAUUCAAGAAUCUCGUCUUUUCGUAAAAAAGUUUUCAAUUCACCUGCUUUAAGUGAGAGGGAAGCGAAAUAUGUAAGUUGUGUCUAAUUUCUGCUCAGAUUUACGCUUUUAAUCCACUGUUGUGACUACAUUUUUAUCUAGCUAAAUAAGCUUAGCUGUUUAUACGCAGAAUUCAGAUUGACGGCCUAGGAGAAGAGAAAUCAUGCAGGUAAUUUACUUUCUCUUCGCACUUGAAAAGUUUCAAUGUUUGUUCGAACUGAUUAGUGAGUCUUUGCGCUUGUGUAACCUUUAUUUAUGCGAGUUUUUGUAUCGCGCCGUUUGCUGAAUGAAAAUGAUGUAAACAUGCUCGAGACAAUCGAAACUCGGCAUUUCAGUACUUCAAACUACAUCAGAUCAGAAGUCGGGGAAGUCCAUCUUCUAAAUCUAAUAAAUGAGCUAUUACUAUUUCUGUCUAUAUCUUUAAUAUUUGACAUAAGUAUCCAUGGGCGAAAAAAUAAAACCUGUGUAACCAAAACUUUGUUUACCAAUUUCACCCGACGUAAUUGCUUCCUUCAAGUAUGGAAGAAUUUGUUCAUUGUUCUAAAGAUAAGAUCAGAUGCAAUACUGACUUGCAUUUUUGUGAACUGCGAUGAAAACAAGAAAAUCUUUGCGUGUUGUUUCCCUCUCCGCCUCUUCUGUCGUAGUCUACUGUCUGUAGUGCAAUCUUAACGUUCUAUAUUUGCACGACUCAACCCAGUGCUACGAACAAAGGACAACGCUCGUCCAGCCGUAGUUCGUAGUCCGUAGUCUCCGUAUCUUAAACUCCCUACUUCAAAGUGCCUGCUACGCAGGCUACUGCACGUGAGUCAAGCAUUGGUCAUUAAUUACGCAACACGAGCCCAAAUAAAAUGCAAUACGUUUCCAGCUGUGCCCUUAUGUACGUACGCUGUUUUUGACAAGGUCGAUAUAACGGGGUUGAUUUAAGGUGUAGGGAAAGAACGAUGAGUUCGAAAUAGCGGGGAAUUCGAAAUAACCGAGUUCGAAAUAGCUUAUAGUAAAUGACUAAAAACGUAAGGGUAAAUCCAAGGGAAUUCGAUCUUCCUUCGAAAUAGCGGGGACUUCGAAUUAACCGAGUUCGAAAUAGCGGGGUUCAACUGUAGUAUAAAAUCGAAUUCAUUAUAUACAUUACUGGUAAGCUCUUAUUGGACCAUCCCAAGGGAAAGAUGCUUACAACAUUGGGAGCAAGAUCAUUCUCAGCAGCAGCUCCGAAACUCUGGAAUGAGCUACCUGUAGAGCUUCGUCAAGCAACAUCACUUAGCAGUUUUAAAUCUCGACUUAAAACCUAUCUUUUUAAGAAGUAUUUUUAUAGUUUGUAA
Messenger RNA from Porites evermanni, 2116 nucleotides. The record is from the annotation of a GenBank genome assembly. NCBI's taxonomy places the organism in Eukaryota, Metazoa, Cnidaria, Anthozoa, Scleractinia, Poritidae.